Monodelphis domestica (gray short-tailed opossum) is the source of this 2158-nucleotide messenger RNA. RefSeq names its product solute carrier family 22 member 31 (gene SLC22A31). Lineage: Eukaryota; Metazoa; Chordata; Mammalia; Didelphimorphia; Didelphidae. Gene Ontology annotation, biological process: transmembrane transport. Gene Ontology annotation, molecular function: transmembrane transporter activity. The record is from RefSeq and is a predicted model, not a curated record. Gene Ontology annotation, cellular component: membrane.
AGCCCCGCCCGCGCACCUGAGACCGGCCGCCCUGGCUCUCUCUGCCCGGAGCCAUGGACUUGGACACGCGCGGGCUGCCCGCCCCAGGCUCCUGGGGCCGCGGGUCCCGGCUCGUGGCCGCCGCCUCCUGGCUGCCCAACGUGGCCCUGGCGCUGGCGCUGAGCUCCGAGGCGCUGCUGUUCCCAGCGCCGCCUGCUCACCACUGCCGGCCCGACCCGGCGCUGCUGCCGCCGGAGCUACGCGCCCUGGCCGGCCCGGCGCUGCUCAACGCCAGCCUCCCGCGCCUGCCGCCGCCCUCCCGCGGCUGGAGCCCCUGCCAGUUGCUCCGCUACCCUGGUCCGGGCCCCGAGCCCAAUGGCACCGGGCCCUGCACCCGCGGCUGGGACUUCGCGCGGCCCGUCGCCGGCCUGCUGAACAGCCCCGUCACCCAGUGGAAUCUCGUGUGUGAGGACCAAUGGAAGGUGCCCCUGGAGCAGAUGAGUUACCUUCUGGGCUGGUUGCUGGGUUGUGUGACUCUGGGCUCAGCCUGUGACCGGUUUGGCCGCCGAACCAUCUUGGUAACCUCCCUGCUUCUGGCUGUGGUGCUGGGAACGGCUGUGGCCCUGGCUAUCAGCUACUCCAUGCUGCUGGCCCUCAGGCUGCUCUAUGGGGCCACAGUGGCUGGCGCCUUCCUCUCCCUCUAUGUGGCCCGGCUGGAGCUUUGCCACGCUGACCAUCGCCUCCUGUUCUCCAUGGUGGCUGGCCUCUUCUUCGUGGCAGGGACGAUGCUAUUGCCAGGGCUGGCGGCAAUCUGUAAAGACUGGAGGUUCCUACAGGGGCUGGUGAGCCUCCUCCUGGGCCUGUUACUGCUCCUCUGGGGAUUUCCUUCCAUGUUCCCAGAGUCCCCCCGAUGGCUGGUGGCCACUCGGCAGCCAGGCAGAGCCAAGGAGGUCCUGUGGCACUUGGUAGGGGUCUGCCAAAACCCCGGAGAUGCCACCUCAGAGGAUGUCACUCUGGCUGCAGAGUUAGACAGGCUAUCGGAGGGGAAGUCCUUGACCCAGUACCACUCCAUCUUCGAGCUCUUCAGCACCGAGCUCCUCUGGAAAAACACCCUCAUUCUGGCCUUCACCACCUUGCUCGGGAACGGCGUCCAGUAUAACUUCACCCAGAACCUGGCCCCGUACCUGCCCCACUUCUACCUGCCCUGCUUCUUGCUGGCCGGGCUGGAGGCAGCCGCCAGCCUCUCGCUGAUCGUCCUGGCUGUGUUCUGCGGCCGCCGGGCCAGUCUGCUUCUCUGGACCGUCCUCACCAGCCUGGCCUCCCUGCUCCUCCUCGCCCUCGGCCAAUACCUGCCAGUCUGGACUGUGGUGGCUCUCUCUGGACUGGGACUCCUGGCUUCCCAGGCUAUGUCUGUGCUCAGCAUCCUCUUUGCUGGCGAGAUCCUCCCCACUGUGAUCAGAGGAGCUGGCCUGGGUCUCAUCAUGGCAGCCGGGUUCCUGGGCCGAGUGGCCACUCCGGUCAUGAGCAUCUCCAACCACCACGGCUUCUUCCUCCACCACGUGGUGCUCGCCUCUUUCGCUGUUCUCUCCAUGCUCUGCAUUCUCCUACUACCGGAGAGCCAGGGACGGACCCUCCCCGAGUCCCUGGAGGAUGCUGAGGGCUGGUGGUACCCCCCACUCUUCCUGCCCCGCUGGCGCCACCCCCAGGACCAUCGUGCCCCACUGCUCCUGCCCUCCCGUAAGCAGACCCACUACGUAUGUCAGCGAAACUCCUGCGCAGUGGUCCCUCCCCAGAGGGCCGGGGGCCAGGGGCCUCUGCACCCCAGGGAUCACUGGGAGACAGAGUCCCAGGCCACCCAGGAGCCGCUGUUCAUGGCUGAACUACAGGAGGACGCCCACGAGGCUGUCUUCCCCUGAACGAGGUCUGAGGCACCAGCUCCACGGUGGAGACGGGAUGGCGAAGCUGGUUUAUGUCAUAGGCGUCCUGGAGCAGGGGACCGAUGACCACAAUUUAAGCAUCCUCCUCCCCUUUUCCUGGCCCCACCAGAGCUGCUCCCUCCCUCCCCCCCUCCCCAUUUCCGGGACUCGAGAUGGAUGGCAAGGAGGAGUCCAACCUCGAUAACCCCCAAACAGGAUCCCAGUCCUGGACAAAUUAAAUGGCACUUCUGCGGCCUCUCAGA